AUGGUGGAAGCUGUAGCUAGUCCGACUAAUGAUUCAAGAGUGGUGCCAAAAUUUAUGAAGAAGAACAUAUUUUCCAGAUUUAGUACACCUAGCGCAAUAAUUAGUGACGGAGAACAUCAAGCGUAUUGGGCCAUGAAAAAGUUGAAUUUUGAGAUGAAAGCCACGGGGGAGAAACGAUUAUUGCAGCUGAAUGGGCUUGAUGAGUUUAGGCUUCAUGCCUAUGAGAAUGCCAAGCUUUAUAAGAAGAAGACAAAAAGGUGUAAUGAUAAACAAAUUAGAGAGAGAGUGUUUGAACCUGGACAACUUGUUUUAUUGUUCAAUUCAAGGCUUAAGUUGUUCUCGGGUAAAUUACGAUCUAAAUGGUCUGGACCUUUUGAGGUAGUGCGAAUGACACCUCAUGGAGCUGUAGAGUUGUGGAGUAAAGAGAAGAUGGAGAAGUUCCUGAUGAAUUGA
This is a messenger RNA of Capsicum annuum, 453 nucleotides long. RefSeq lists its product as uncharacterized. Bases 1 to 453 code for a protein of 150 amino acids. The transcript is spliced from 2 exons. The record is from RefSeq and is a predicted model, not a curated record. Lineage: Eukaryota; Viridiplantae; Streptophyta; Magnoliopsida; Solanales; Solanaceae.